CUGCCCAGUUCAAAUCUAUCCAUCCUCAACAGCUGUAUCUAAACCUAACCAGUGAUGCAACUUGGCAGAGGGGCGGUCCACCACUGUGCCCCUCCCACCUAAGUUAAUGUAUGUGGAAGGCAAUACCCAGGUCUGUCAGGAGUCCCAAGGAAAUGCGUGUGCUACCCAGGAGCGGGUCAAAAAGUACACAUGGACUAAACUACCUGGCCAGCCACCACUAUCAUGCCGGGUCAUCCUUGGAUAGGUCAUUACCUGUUCCAACUAUACCUGGCUUUAGUUCUGCUAGAUUCAGGUGGACUAGAAGCCGAUCAACUGGCAUGGUGGCGGCAAGGGCUUCUUGUAAGCACUACAUAUCCUAAAGCAACACCUCCUCAAACUAUUGUCAAUGAAAAAGUACAAAUGCCCCCAAUACCUACCUGGACAGGCUCCAGUGACCCAUAUAGAAACCCUCCUUUACCCCUUAAAUAUUUUCAAAAGCGUGAUUUGUUACUUUCUAGUGAUUCUUCAGAUUGGAUUGAAAACAACGCACAAACUAUGAGUACUACUAAAGAAGACCUAAACCAACCAAACCAAACUGUUAAUUACAAAGCGUGCCUUUCACAUAAAGCAGAUUCCAGCUCAGAGUGUUCCACCCUAGCCAGACCUGCUGCAAAGCUCAUUUGCAGCUUAUCACCGAACCUGAGAAUAUCAAGGUUGCUCUUCCAUUCUUCCUUCCCUUCCCGUUGCUGGAGCCCCUCUUUAGACUGUCCUCCCUCCAUUCUUUCUCCCAUUCAAAUACAUAAUCUAUUAAGUAACAUCAGUCAGCUGUGCGAGAAUGCCGCAAGUGAUGUUUUGUGUGAAAUCAACAGUGUAAAUGCGCAGAUAGAGCGUGUGGAACACGUGCUAGAAAGUGGUUAUUGUAUGACGUCAUCACGGACAAAUUAUACUCAACAAUACCAAUCAUGUGAUCUACUUGAAGAGAAUCCAGGGAUAUCCACACGAUGUAAAAACUGCAAACAAUGCAAGAUGCUAGUGGUUAGCUGGAUAUGUAUGAGUAUGUGGCCCCUGUGGCUUGUCGGUCACGCCAUCCGUCCGUGUCCUGGGGUUUGUAGCUUAAUCCAGGAGUACUGUCCGUUUCAUGUUAUUCUGGAGGAUCCCAGUGCCGCAGGAGGAGAUCCAACAUUCCUCUGUGAAGAUCCUGUGAUUUCUGAAAACCGGAACAUGCUGUCCAGUCCACAGUGCUGCUCUGUGCCAGUUAAUAUGAGCGAAAGCUGGUCAGCUGACCAUCCCCCCGGGGAGUUGUUAGAUCCCCCGGCGGGGGGCUACGUUGAUCUGAAUGCAAGCCACUGUUCAGCACUGCUCACCAAUACCACGCCAUUCUGUGAUAAGAGUUUAAUAAGACUUUCACUUGCAAACCAAACUUUAACGUUGAGACAAGUUCCGGUCCAGUAUGUUGAAACCAGUUUUCUAGACAAAAUUCUUGCAGAACUGUUCACAGCUGAAUCAGGAAGCCACCACCACGUGCAGUCCCAGUUUCUCCUCCUGGUGUGUAUUUUGUGUACCAUGAGAGUGUACACUAUACCGGGGAGCUAGUCUACACUACAUACAAUCCUUGUGGUAUUAGUUAAAUUUAUAAAUAGGUGAAAAGGGUAGGUCACUAUUGAAUUAAUAGUCUGCCAUUAUAUUGACUUUUAAUUGGUGGAAAAUAGUUUUUGACAAUGAUUGGAAAAAUAACUUUCUGUUAAAAAAUUUAGUUUUUUAUCAUAAAGCAGCAACUCUGAGGUUUACUGAAAUUCAUAUAUUUUUAAGUUAACAAACUUCAUUUCUUAGAACUUUUGGAAUUUCAAUACAAUAAAAAGGUUUUA
Molecule: messenger RNA, 1844 nt
Organism: Eurytemora carolleeae
Lineage: Eukaryota; Metazoa; Arthropoda; Copepoda; Calanoida; Temoridae
Exons: 5
Coding region: 223-1572 (449 amino acids)
Source: RefSeq, a predicted model, not a curated record